CUCACCUCGACCACCAGCGAACACUACGAGCCAUUGCACAGCACACGCCGCAGCUCAAACACAACCAUGCAGCCCACACUCCGCAGGAUGGGUCCGCCCAAGUACGCGGAGAUGCCGAACCACCCCAUCAAGAUCCACCCCGUCCGCCCGCUCUACAGAUUCGUAGCUACAGGUCUCGGCGCCUCCAUGUGGUUCUUCUUGAUGUACCGCGCGAAGAAGGACGGCCCGGCCCUGCUCGGCUGGAAGCAUCCCUGGGACCACUGAACGAAUCUACGAGGGGGGGCGGAAGAAACCGAAAUUGGCAUAGGAAAUUCGAAGCGCGAAUCGGCAGCAUUGUACAUAUGCAAGUGGCAGACUACAGAUGUGCGGGAUGACGCACAAUGUCCCAGCAGGAGAAUGAAAAGUAGAACACAUCACAAAGAAAGCCCUACUCCAUUACGAAGCCAGGGUUAUUAUGCGGUCGCUAUAACAACACCGCCAAAAUUGCUGACCACCGUCAAUUAGUGACAUUUGAUUGGCUGAGCAGAGUCAAUCACUAUAGACUGGAGAUUCUCUCGCAGUUUGAUUCAUACGUGCAUAGCUAUGAAGGAUUUCUUUGUAAUGCCUGC
Molecule: messenger RNA, 608 nt
Organism: Didymella exigua CBS 183.55
Lineage: Eukaryota; Fungi; Ascomycota; Dothideomycetes; Pleosporales; Didymellaceae
Exons: 3
Coding region: 67-264 (65 amino acids)
Cellular component (GO): mitochondrial inner membrane
Source: RefSeq, a predicted model, not a curated record